This is a messenger RNA of Rotaria sp. Silwood2, 1710 nucleotides long. Lineage: Eukaryota; Metazoa; Rotifera; Eurotatoria; Philodinida; Philodinidae. The record is from the annotation of a GenBank genome assembly.
AUGCCAUCAGAAAUAGUACAUUGUCUUCUAUGUGGUCGACGGGAAAGAGGCGCACGUUCAAAAUUUACAAUAAUAGGAACUGUUGAACGACAACAAAAAAUUUACGAUGGUUAUGAAAAAUGUCGUGGUCAAUCGUUAAAUUGUUGCUUGAUCAACAAAAAGGUUCAUUUAUCUUGCUAUAAAUCUGUUACAAAGGAUUUACAAGCUGUGUCAACAAUGAACAAAAGUGGUCGACCAAAACUUAAUUCACAUCCUGGUCGUCCAAGUUUAGAAAAAACACAAACAUCUUCACACCAUUUGUCUUCAUCCCUCAGGAAUAUGAAAAGAUGUUUGCAUCAAAAUCAACCAAAUUCGUUUAACAGUGAAUCAUAUUUAGAUCUGGAAUUGAAUGAUUAUUGGUCGUCAUCAGCAGAGCAGGAGAAUGAUGAUGUUUUGAUGACUAGAAAAAAAAAAAUUCCUAAAGAUUUUCAAGCUUUGAACUAUCAACAACCAUUUAUGGACCAAUCGAACCACGAUACCUCGUUUAUUCGUUCAUCUGAAUCCAAUACACCAAUUGUUCCUAUUUGUUUAUCACCACCAGAUAUUGAAUCUUUGUCAAGAAUCAAACAUGACGAAUUAAAAUUAGAAUUCAAUGAUGUUGAAACUUCAUCAGCAGAGAAAAGUGUCAUUACUAGAAAAAAUUCGAACAUAAAAAUAUCCUACGAUCAUUCCAGAAAUUUUAUCGAUGUUUUAUCUCCGACAGAUUAUGAUAAUGAGGAUCUAAAUAUUAUUAGUACGACACCAGGGGGUGAACAACCAAAACAUCAAAAUUUUGAAAAUCAAGUUUAUCGCGAAACAACGUGUAGUACGUCGAAGCCCCGUCGAUCACUUAGAAUUAAAUCAACAUUACACGUAAGUGCACCAAAUCCUCAAGAGUGCAGUACUGGUUCUUUAUUUUCAAAUGGCUUUGAUGAAUUAUGUUCUUGGUUAAUUGAGAUACUUUAUAGUGGUUUGAUUGUGUCCAUGGUUGAUAUAAGUAUUGAAUAUGAAACCAUCAUUAAACAACGUAACGAGAAGCUAAAACCGAAUAUGUGUCGAACUUCUUGCAUUCAAGAUCGUCUAAAAUUUAAAUACGGUGAUCUGUUGCAUUUUGUCAAAAAAAGCAAUACGGAAGGUGUUUUUGUUGGAUUGUCAGAUCCUGCUGUUUAUAUGGAUUGUGCUUUACAAAAACCAAAAGUUUGGAAAAGACAAGAACCCCCUGGUGAUUUGCUCGGCAACGAACUAUAUCGGCAUGAACGAUCCGAACAAUUGUUGACAAUUACCAAUCGACUCGGUCAUACACCCAGCUAUAGUACGAUUGUAAGACUUCAUGCUCAAGCUGCUGAAAGAUCAAGAAUGACGUUCAAACCAUUUUUUAUUGAACACCAACAAACUGAACUUGUCACUCAUAAUUUUGUUGUUAAAGUAGCUGAUAAUUUCGACAUCAACCCUGAUCGUUUGCAUGGGAACAAUAGCAUUCAUAUUCUGAACCAGAUACUUAUAUCAACACCAGAAAAUGAUGAGCUACCAAACUUAAUUAUUGAUUGUCUGAAUGAUUUACUCGAUACAAUAGUAAAUUCAAAUAUCACGAAUACUGUGAGUAUUCAUUUUCUUUAUUCACAUUAUCAACAUGAAAAUGAAAACUUUUUAUUUAGAUUUCUUCAGAAGAUAAUAAAAAUCCUAUUCAUGUAA